CAGAAUUUUCAACAUGGUUGACAAAUUGUUGUAUAAUACGAUUUUGUCACAAACUUUUUCACCAUGUGGCAAUUAUCUUCUUGCCGGAAAUACCUACGGUGAUGUCGCUGUUUAUGACUUACAGAAGAUACUAAGCCCAGGAGAUGGCUUGACCCCAUCCUGUAGGAAAGCUGAGUAUCAUUUCUGUGUGAAACAAGAUGUUCAAAUCUGCAGCAUGGUCACCAUUGACAAAUUUCUUCUUAUUGGAAUGGUUGGAGAAAUUACAGGCUGGGAUUGGAAAACCAUAACAGCCAGCAAGAAUCCAAAACUAGCAUUCAGCAUACAAAUUCCUACUGCAAAAGAUGCCCUAGAAAAGCCUGAUGUCAACUCCAUGUUAUACUGCAAGACAGAUGGACAUAUAUAUGCUGGUUGUGGUGAUAACAAAAUUUACAUCUUUACUCUGGAGGAUGGAAAACUGGUAAGAACCUUGGAGGGCCAUGAUGACUAUAUCCACAGCAUCCACAAUAUUGGGUCACAACUUGUGUCUGCAAGUGAGGAUGGUUCUGUAAGAUUAUGGGACAUGAGGCAGAAGAUACGCACGAACACUGUACAACCAUACUUGAGUGAGAAACUGGUGCGGCCAGAGCUUGGAAAAUGGAUUGGUGCUGCUUCCUUAAGUGAAGACUGGUUGCUGUGUGGUGGAGGACCAAGACUCUCAUUGUGGCAUCUUCGUUCACUAGAUGUUACAACAGCUUUUCAGUUGGAUGAUUCUGGCAUACACGUGGCCAUGUUCUAUGAUGACCGCAUUAUGGCUGGUGGAGCCAGCCCACACUUCUAUAAUCUAAAUUAUACAGGAGAUAUAUAUGCACAAAUUCCAUCUUCUUCUACAUCCAUUUAUUCUGCGGUGUAUCAAGAAACCCCACUUAAGGUGAUGUGUAUGGCUGGUUCCAGUUCAAAGAUUGAUCUCUGUACAAAUUUCAAUUACCGAGAUCAGAUUCUUACGCUUGCCCCGUGACGUAAUUCUGCUGGAAGAUGAAGUGCACUUUUUUAUACAAUUGUCAUAACAUAAUGUAUUAUUUGCCUACAUGGUAUAAAGUAAAGUGAAAUAUUUGUUACUUAA
Molecule: messenger RNA, 1099 nt
Organism: Cryptotermes secundus
Lineage: Eukaryota; Metazoa; Arthropoda; Insecta; Blattodea; Kalotermitidae
Gene: thoc6
Product: THO complex subunit 6
Exons: 6
Coding region: 14-994 (326 amino acids)
Biological process (GO): mRNA export from nucleus
Cellular component (GO): THO complex; transcription export complex
Molecular function (GO): protein binding
Source: RefSeq, a predicted model, not a curated record